Gallus gallus (chicken) is the source of this 1503-nucleotide messenger RNA. It is a transcript of the gene YLEC50, whose product is annotated as C-type lectin domain family 2 member B-like. NCBI's taxonomy places the organism in Eukaryota, Metazoa, Chordata, Aves, Galliformes, Phasianidae. The transcript has 8 exons. Bases 37 to 867 code for a protein of 276 amino acids. The record is from RefSeq and is a predicted model, not a curated record.
AGACAGAUCCUCUGCCUGCACACGCUGUUCAGCUGAAUGCAGUCUGUGCAAAUACCAAUACUGAAGCACAAGGUUUCCACGCCUGCAGAGGGAGAACGACUGAACCAUUUCUCAGAGCACAAAGCAGCACCAGAACCCACAGCACACCAGAGGAGAAGGAUCCCAACAAGUUCUGACCCCCAGCUCCCAGAAGAGGAUGUACAGAUAUUGCUGCUGGAGUCCAAUACUUCCACACCCGCUAUGGGAGAAGGAGACCAACAGGAAACAUUUUCAGAGCACCAAGCAGCACCAGAGCCCCUUGGGCAGAGUGGAGGACACCAAUGGGGUUCCUGGUGCCAUGGGAUGGGAAGAAGGAGAUCCUGUGUGCAGCUCAUUGCCGUGCAUGCAGCGCUGGGAGCACUCAUCCUCAUGCUGGUGGUGCUGGUGAUAUCGACCGUGUGUCGGCGGGCCCCCAUCCCACCUUUCUCAGCCUUUGGCCACGCAUGCCCCAACGCCUGGGUCGGAUUCCAGGGGAAAUGCUAUUAUUUAUCAAAGGAGGAGAAUGAUUGGAACAGCAGCAGGGAGCACUGCAGUGCCCACGGAGCUUCCCUGGCCACCAUAGGCAGUGCGGAGGAGAUGGAUUUCAUGAUGCGCUUCCAGGGCCCGGCAAACUGUUGGAUCGGGCUGCACAGGGAAGAAGAGGACGCCCAGUGGACAUGGAGCGAUGGCACAGCCUUCACCAACUGGUUUGAGCUGCGAGGUGGAGGCCGAUGUGCGUACCUGAACGGGGACAGGAUCAGCUCAUCCCUGUGCCACCUACACAAGCACUGGGUCUGCAGCAGAGCUGACCACUAUGUCCUCUGGAAGCAAAAGGCGCACCCACAAUGAGAGACCCCACCACCGUGUCAGGACAUGGUCAGCCAUGUGACAGGUAGGUCGUGUUUUUGCAGUGGAAAUUUCCAGUAUUUCUGAAGGUAUUGUAGUUGCUUUUCACAGAAAAAGCUGCUGAACAGAGUAAAGUUGAGACUGGGGCAUUCCGAUCUGGGUAGAAUUGGCACAGGCACCAGGUACAGAAAAUACCCAAAGACAAUGGGUUGCUAACAGACGUUGUAUGGAAACAUAAUGGAGCAACAGCUUCGGACCAUUGUGAGCCUGAGAUGCUCAACCAAUGAGUGCCAGGAGAGGCUUUGCCUGUGUCGGACCCAGGGGAGAUAACGGAGUGGAUUUCACUGAUCAGGAGCGCAAUUUCUGCCUUGGCAGUAGGGGGCGUGCGCCCGUUGUUGCAAUCAUGGACAAACUGCUCUUCACAGAGAUCUCGGCCUGAUUCGAAAUUGUAGACCUGGAGCGUGUUUCUCACAAAGCUGCAAACAUCAGCCCGAGCUCCAAGGUGGGCGAGGAGGGCCCAGGGAGCAAAGGGCUUCACCGUGGUGCUGGGCAUAAAAGACCUAACGCUGCUUUCUGAGUGUGCUGCUGCAUGCGGGACAGCCGGCAUUGCAGUGGUGAAUAAAGCCUGCUUCGAUCAGA